GCCACUUGCCAUCAACAUGAAUCAGAGUGGUGGUCCCUAUGGUCGCCAGGGGCGGAGUGCCCAGCCUGGACUUUUCGGCGGCUUCAACUCGGUUCCACCUCCUCAGGAGGUAUUCAAUGAGUGGAAGAACAUUUGGUCAGCCAUAAGUGCUGUACUGCUGAGCAGUGCAAACAAUCUGCGAUUGGGUGUGCAAUGGUUCGCCACUCACGCCACAGCGGGCAAGCCGACUCCUGGAGAGAAUCAGGUCAAGGGAUGUCGUAGAUUGACAGCUUUGGAUGCAGUGCUGGAUUUCUCGACGGACUCCGUGGACCUUUUGGUGACUGACUCUACCAUGGUUGUUGCAUAUGGCCUGUCCCCUGCCUCUGACAUGUUGAAUUUGGUCGAGUUGUGUGCUGGUGUGUCCUGUUCCAGUGUUGGUUUGACUUCUGCUGGAUUUCAUCACAUCGGUAGUGUCGAAUGGAGACCUAAGCUCGCCAAGUUGCAUGGUACCUGUCAUGCUGGCAUCCCCGUGAUCACAGGAGACAUCACGGAACCUUCCUGCAUCUGUCCUGCCACGGUCCGAAUUGCAUAUCUCUGUCAAAGCCCAGUUUUGAUUGUUGAAUGUGUCACCCAAGCUCGAUCCAAUCGUUUUGUGAAGUCCAUUUUACAGGCUAUGGAAUCACAAUUGGGAUACCAUUUGACAGAGAUUUCCCUUCGACUUGAAGACAAGUGGGCAGCACGUAGAUUCCAUUGGUGGGUAGUUGCUUCUCAUCCGGCCUUGGGACCCAUCCAUGUUCCAGAUUUGCCAAAGAGCCCUGGACUUUGCAUCCGUGAUCUCAUGCUGUACAGCCGCCAGUGGUCUUCCGAUGUCUUGCAAGAACUAGUGCUGACCAGUGCUGAAGAACAGCUUUUCACCCUUGAUGGCUCCAACAUGCGCGGUGUGGGUCGGAGCGUGUGUGGUGUCCAAGUUUCACCAAGUUUUGGACUUGCCAGCAAUUUGCCCAAGUCUCUGCUACAUGCAUUCAGAAGUCGCAUGUUCAUGUGUGCCAAAGACAUGUACCCCAGCAUCAUGGGCCCACCAGUCAACAGCUUGCCAGCGGAACCUUCCUGGGUUAGUGUCACGCACCCUGAUGGUACCUCUGUCCACAUUCAGGUAGGUCAUGACACCACUUUUGCCGAACUGUGCCAAGCUGAACUUGCCCUGACUCAGCAGGACCUUGCAGGCAGUUGGUGUGAUGCCGAUUCAGGUUUGCCGUUUGAGGCCAAUGACCGCAUUGCUGGCAAGUGCAUCCGAGUGAUUUCAGAAGUGUCCAGCCAUGUUGCCAGCACUGUUGAGUCUGUCCCAGAACACAUGCAGGUUGAUUUGCCCAAUGAAGCCAAGGAACCACAGACUCCCUCACCGUCGGCUGUGUGGGUACGGAAGUCUCCAUGUCCUGAUGGGUCCAUGAUUGUCUCUUCGGGGUCUGUGCCUGACAUGAUGCUUGGACUUUCGCAUCUGACUGGCGGUCAACUUGCUGCUCUGUUGCCCCCGUUGGUCACUGAUGUUGCCUACUGUGAUGUUCUGCGGCAGUCCCUUGUGCAUGGCCCUGCCAGACUCAAAACACUUGCCAAUGAAGGCCAAGCUAUGGCUGAUGAUGAAUUGACCUUGCACCUUCGUGCAAGUUUGCGCCUUGCUGGCCGUGAAGAUGUCCAACUUCUGGAUCCCCUGCUUGCCCUUGGAUGGAUGCGUGCCGGCGACAUUGACAAAGCACGUGCCUGGAUUUCGCAGUUCCCCGGUCUGUCCAAGAUUGUGUCAGCGGUGCUUGUCAAUGAACAUUGGAUUCCUGUCAUGUGGACUGCUGGCAUUUCCGAUGUCCAAGUCACCAUUUGGGAACACACCGACACUGAUGUGGAUUGUCUUUGUCCGUUGCAUGGCUUGAUCAGCGGGGCUUGGGGUCGUCCUAUGUUCAGUGUUGCUUGCACACGUCGCACCUUUGGUCGAAGUUGCUGUGGUGCUGCUGUGGUUGCGUUCUUGGCGUCCAAGCUGUUGUCCAAAGAUCUACCCCGCACCGAUGAAGAACUUGUGGACUUGCAUACUGACCUCAAGUGCAGUUUUGCUGCUGCCCUGCAUGAUGUUGAAUCUGUCCCCAAACCAUGGUGCUGGGGUUUAGGCCAAGUGGAUGUUUCAGAGCUCACCCAGGCGAUCCUGCAAACACAUGGAGUGCCAGCUGCCCAAGCGCCUUUGCGCGCCAAGCUUGUUAUCCAAACGUUGGGACGAACUGAGGUACAAAAAGCCUUGCAUGGAAUUGCCCCUUGGAAAUCUCUCAAAGCACUUGCCAACCUGCAAAGCCCACCUUUGCAGCCUGUGUUGCCGGAUGAGUUGAAUCAGCAGUCAGCAAGCAAGUCAGGACCAAAGAGCAAACGCCAACCGAGCGGAGCCAAAAAGCUUCUGCCUGUCAAGCCAGCUGACAUCGACCCUGCCAAGCUUGUGAUUGCCCCUGGCUCCUUUCGAGCAGGUGAUGAUGAUCCAGUAGGACAACUGCCAUGUGCCUCGGUAGGACCAUUGGCAUCUGGACUUGCACUUGCUACUUUGCAGGAAGCUCAGCAAUUCCUUGCAGCCGGCCUGUUGACGUCCCAUGGACUUGCGCUGUUGAGUGUCAACCCACCUAAUGAUCUUCAGACCAACCUCCAGUGGUCAAGCAUCCGUUUUGCCGCCCGAUGCAGCAUGAACCAAGAGCCGAUGAUCUUGCCAGGCAUCUUGGUGCAGCUAGGACCAGUGGGAAGGAUCAUGGCAGGAUUUCGCAUCCAGACCAGUCAAACAAUGUGUUGGGACACUUGCCAUGCCUUCAGACUUGCCGUCAAGUAUGCAAAGCAGCUGGAAUCACGUGUCUUGGGUCUCAGUGGAAGUCAUGGAAUCUACAUUGAGCCGAAGACUGAAGAUGGCCUUAAGCCAAAUGCAGACUUCCAAGUGGUGUGGCUUCCUCAACUGGACUUUGCCGAGGUGUCACACAAGGCCAAAUGUGAGGUGCACUGCCUAGGUCUAGCCAGGUCUGGGAAACGAUAUGGACUUCGUGUUGCUACAGCCCAGUUUCAACAGGUUUUCACGAGUGCCAAGCCUGAAGCUGUCUACCUUGCGCCUGGCAGUAGACGUUCAUUCGUGUGUGGCCCAUGGCCUUUCGGAUCCGAUCGAAAGGGAAUUGCCAAAGCCUUGCUUGCCAGUGGAUGGACUUGCCGGCCACUACAGCCUGCCCACCAUGUUCCAGGUGGAUUGAUGUGGACCAUUCAGGCCAACGAAGAACCCACCAGCAACGUGCUGCCCAUGCAACAUGGCCAAGUUGUGAUCUCAUGUCAAGAUGCCCAGCCUGCAGCCCAGAUGACUCAGGACAUCGUUGGCCACACCAAAACAGUUCAGAUGUGCAGCACUGAUGCCACAGGAUCUGACCCUCGGCUUUUGCAAGACCCUUGGUCCAAAGCAGUGCAAUCCAUGCCUCAGGCACUUAGUGCACCACCAGCCACCCAUGUCUUGCAUGAGAUGGAGCAACGUCUUAAGCAAUCGUUGCUGUCUAAGAUGCAGGCCACGAUUGAACCAAUGGAGAUUGACAGCCAAGAGCAUCGUCUGCAAGCCCUUGAGUUUCAGGUCCAGCAGAUCGCUGGCAGGCAGGGCCAGCUUGAGGCCACAGUGACCGACCACCAUAGCCAGCACACUGCCCAGGUUCACUCGCUCCAGCAGCAAAUGAUGGCUCAAUUGGAUUUGCAGUCCAAACAGAUGCAGACGAUGUUGACUGACCAAAUGUCUCGUAUAGAGACGAUUUUGUCCAAGAAAGCCCGUACGGAAUGUGAAGCACGUGUUCCUGGCCCAGAUGUGGAAUCGACCUGGUCUCUUGGGAUCUGUAAUCCAAGUGGAUUAUAUGGGAAGCAGGCCAUUUUGACCCAGAUCAAAGCCGAUGUUUUGGCCAUCAGUGAGUCUCAUCUUAGCAAGACAGGUGCUCGCCAAUUGACCACCAGUCUCAGAUCCCUGCGAUCUCCUUUCAAGCACAUGUUGACCGGGGCCCCCAUGGCUCCCAGAUGCACUGACAGCGAGGCAGGCCAGUAUGCUGGGGUUGCUUUUACCUCGACUGUGUCCUGCAGAGUGCCAGCCAUACCCUGGCCACCUGACCUCUACGAAACAGGCCGGGUCCAAUUCGGAUCGUUCAACACAAGUGCCUCUUGGGUCACCGGUGCCGUGGUUUACGGCUAUCCGGAAGGGAAAGUUCAUCCCAAUGCCAAAGCUCGAACAGCAGCCAUCCUGGAUUUUGCCUUCGACCAACUUCAACAUCGGCCUGGACCACGGUUUCUGUGUGGGGAUUGGAAUUACACAGUGGACUGUUUGGACCUUGUUCCCCGUUUGCAUGAUGCCGGCUGGAUCGAUGUUCAAGACCUGUUUGCUGCUCGGACUGGCUCUGAAGUUGCCAUGACUUGCAAAGGGGUGUCACGCAAGGACUUCCUGUUCCUGUCUCCUGAACUGGCGUUGUCCUUUGUUGACCUCUCGGUUUGUCAGACCACUUUUGCUGACCAUGCUGUGUUGGUUGCUACCUUUGCUGGCGGUACCAGACACCUUGAACGUUUCCUGUGGCCUUGCCCUCGACCUGUGCCUUGGGGGCGUGUUGCGUCGCUGUCUGAGCCUGUGUCUUUUGGUGUCCCACAUGACCCUACUGAGCAAGAUGCAUCUCUGUGGACUCGCAAGGAACAACUUGCGGAAGCUGCAUUGGUGGAUGAUUGGGUUCCAACCAUGAAAGGGCACUUGGUCUUUCGAGAUGUUGCCAGACCUUUGGCAGCUCCGGUUGAAACUUUGCUGCAUGAAGUCCAAGCCAAGGUCACUGAAGUUGAUGUGCAUGAAUGCGCAGUUGUGCUUGACACUCCUCAAGAUGUCGACGUCACCUUACCAGUUUGGAUUGCUGGCCAACCUCGCAAGGCCAUACAUGCUGAGCUUGACAAGGUUUGGUUGACUGAUGUUGAGGGCAUCGCACCUAGUGCCCGUGUUGCCCAGCACCAAGAAAUCGGCGACCUCAAAGAUGUCUUUGAAGCCUUCCACAGUCAGUGGAAAGAGCGAUGGUGCAAACAUGAUCAGUUGCCCUUCUCCCACUGGGACUCUGUUCUUGGAUUUGCCCAGCGUGUCAUGCACCCUGCCCCAGUUCCUCACCUUGUCAUCACCCCUGAACUCAUCCUUGCUGAGUCGCACAAGAAGAAGAAACGCUCGGCUACCGGGCUGGAUGGGGUAAGCCGGGAUGACUUGAUUCAGGCUGACGCCUGCACUCUUCAAAGCCUGGCAGACAUGUACCAGCGUGCUGAACAUGAUGGCAGUUGGCCGGCCCAAUUACUGGCGGGCAAAGUCCACUCCCUUCCCAAGACUGAGGCAGCCUCCACUGUUGGCCAGUUCCGGCCUAUCACAGUUUUUGGACUCCCAUACCGCACCUGGUCUAGCCUUCAAUCCAGACACCUUUUGCAGUGGGCUGAAUGCUGGGUUGAUGAUGGUGUCUUUGGCAACCGCCGUGGAUGCCAAGCCUCAGACUUAUGGCACUACUUGCUUCAGCAGAUUGAACAUGCCUAUGCCACUGAGCAGCCAUUGUGCGGCAUUUCGGCCGACCUUGAGAAAUGCUUCAACUGUAUCCCCCGUUUCCCAGCGCUGUGUUUGGCCGUGUUGGCAGGCACUCCAGCCCCUGUGACAACAGCCUGGGCAGGUUCGUUGGCCAACAUGUGCAGGCAUUUCAAGGUGCAUGACUCCUACUCCCAAGGGAGUUUGCCCAGAUGCUUGACGUAUACUGUCGAUCGGAAGAAGACGUUUGGUUGGUCCACCUGUGCCACUACGCGUGGCCAACUGCAAGCCCAUGGACUUCAGGUGCACCAUCAAGCCCGGGAAUUGGGUGGCCAUUUUGGGGUGUCCAGACAGCACACGAACCGCACGGUCAAACAAGGGAUUGCUGUCCUGGAUGACUUUUGGCCAAAGCUCUCUGGUAGCCGUGCCAGAUACCCAGCCAAAGUUUUCAUGUUGAAAGCAGUUGCUUGGCCCCGUGGGCUUCAUGCCAUACCUAGCGCCCCCCUUGGCAACAGUGUCUGGACGCAGCUCCGACGGAGUGCCACAAAGGCCAUUGGAUGGAAGAAACCAGGUGUUAAUGCUCACGUUCUUCUGGGCUUGGUUGAAGUUGGAGUUGUUGACCUUCGUCUUCAAUGGGUUUGGAGUCAGUUGGUUGCCAGCAAGGUGGCACAUCGACCUGAAUUCUCUGGGCUCCACCUUGUCAAUCCGGCCCAGACACGCAAAACCUUGCGCAGUAUGCAGCCAGAUGAUCAAGCGCUUUACCGGCUUGGACUUGCUGGUGGGCUCUUUACUGAGAGCUACAAGGCGAAGUGGCAAGACCAAGAUGAUGCUUGUCACUGGUGUGGGCAGCGUGAUUCCUUGGCUCAUCGGUACUGGGAAUGCCCACAGCAUCAAGACUUGCGUGACAAAUUGGCACCUCAAGCCCAAGACCUUGUGGACUUGCUUCCUUCUGCCCUUGCGCUCCGUGGCUGGGCUCUUCAUCCUCGUACCUGGACUCAAUGGAUUUCCCUCCUGUUGGCCAUUCCGUCCACUGUUCAAUCACCUUCCAUGCGUUUCCGACCAGGGGUUGCCAAUCAUGUUUUCACGGAUGGGUCGUGCUUUGGCCAAUCUGAUCCUCGCACUCGUUUUGCCUCCUGGGCUGCGCUGCUGGUUCCGGAUGUGUCUGAUGCUUGGACUCCAGGGUCUUCCACCGUCUUGUGUGCUGCCGCCCUGGCAGGUCUGUGUCAAACUGCGUUUCGGGCUGAACUGUAUGCUGUUGCGUAUGUGCUUUACAGUGCUUCGUGCCAAGGGACCGCUGUCUGUGUUUGGACUGACUGCCUGGGGGUUGUUAACCGGUAUAACCUAACCUUUUGGGGAAACCGAAAAAUCAACUUGAAUGGCUCCAACGCAGACCUGUGGAAGUGGAUUCAACAGUCAGUUGACAUGCUGGGUAGGGAGCGCAUCCAGGUGCGCAAAGUCCCUGCACACAAAACACUGAACAAGGCGCAACACAGGAAAGACCUCUGGAUGAUCUAUCACAACAACCUGGUCGACCGCGCAGCGCGGCUUGCCAAUCAAGCCAGACCUGCGUGCUUUUGGCGAUUGUGGGAGCAACAUGUUCGAGAGGUCGCAGCAGCUGAUGAGAUCUUUCAACAGGUGGUUUCAUUGCAAAUUGCUGUGGCACAGCGACAGGUUAGACUGAGUGCAGAUGAGGUGGAAGUAGCUCCAGUGUCGGCGCCCAAGCAGACAAGGAAGUUUGAGACGGACUUUGACCUUUGUGGAUGGCGAGGACAGCCCUUGCCAGGUUUAGCAAAAGUGUUUGGGCCAGAUCACGCUGCUCGAGCAAUCCAGUGGUUUUGCGCCCGACUGACAGAGGUGACUGCGGAUUCAGUGAUUUGGGUCUCAUUCAUUCAGCUGUAUGUUGACUUUCAACUUUGCUGGGGCAAUCCAGGCCCUUUGAGGGUGAACAACACUUGGGUGGACGUAGCAACCAGGCCUUUCCUGUCAGCUGAAUCACAUCCCUUUCGCAAUCGGGUACGAUGGUUUCGUCAAAUGAUCAAAGCGUUGGUGAAGCAGGCGGGUGUCAGGGCAAGCUUCGCCCAAUGCCGGCCCAGAUCAGAUGCUGUGAAAACAUUUGUCCCAUCAAUUUCGUUGCCCUGGGGCACCUUUGCCAUUCAGGAGACGGACGUGUGGUGA
This is a messenger RNA of Cladocopium goreaui, 7705 nucleotides long. NCBI's taxonomy places the organism in Eukaryota, Dinophyceae, Suessiales, Symbiodiniaceae. The record is from the annotation of a GenBank genome assembly.